AUGUGGGCAUGGGAACUCAAGGAGAUGCCGUCCGGCUGUCACAGCUCUGUGACAGUCCAGGGCCUGACCACUGACCAUGCCGAUCGCGGGGCCCGCAGUGAUCCUCAGCCACCUCGUUCUCUGUUUUCGUCGCUCCAGAAAACACCGCCAAGUACAACCAUGCCACCCAAGCAGAAACAAAAUUCGGCCCACCUUCAAGCCGACUUGAAAGACGAGCAGGUCCUACAGUCUGUCUUAUUAGUGGACCCAUUCGGUGCCCAAGACUCAUGGGGACCCUUGGCAAGACAAGCAAACGACGACGAAGAUGAUGAGAGUAGGGGUAGUAAAACGGGUGAAAGUUUGCCUUGGUGUCUCCUACCGCUAUUAGGUACCCCCUUGUUGUCGUGGACGCUCGAUUCUUUGGCUCUAGGUGGCGUUCAACAAGUCUUUUUGUUUAUUCGAGAUGGAACGGAUAUGGUCCGAUCGUAUCUCUCAACUACCUCGUAUCUUAACCCGGACUCCUCGAUGGUCGUUACGAUUAUUCCUACCACUUCAUUCACACCUGGGGAUGUCUUGAGAGAAGUUGAUUCAAGGGCACUCUUGAAAACAAAGACUGGAAGUGGCACGGAUAUAGGCACCUUCAUCUUGGCGAGGUGUGGCUAUAUCGGAAACCUUGAUCUUGCCAAGGCUGCCCAGAGAUUUACUGUCCGCCGGAAGGAGGAUGGUGGAUUACCAUGUCUCUCUGGAAUUAUGGAGUCGCGAACUAGCAGAAUGGGUUCAUCAAAUUCAACAGCCAUCCAUCUUCUCGAUCCGACCUCUCGAUUACUCUAUUUUCACACCGAACCGCACAAAUUCCCACGUCCUAAACGAAUUCAAAUUCCGCCAGAGCUGUUUCAUGAACCCAAAGAUCUUCUGAUGAGGUCCGAUCUGGAGUCGGUGGGGAUCGACCUAUGCUCGGUAGAAGUACCCCAACUGUUUACCGAAAACUUUGACUAUCAACUCGUCCGUCCAGAUUUCGUACAUGGAAUCUUGACCAGCGACUUGCUUGGAAAAACCAUACUUUGUGAGGUCGUCAAGGAAUCUGAAAACUUGGGAUCAGGUGCAAAAUGGGCAACUUUAGUUGGUGACGUCAAAACAUACGAUCGAGCCGCACGCGGUAUCAUAGCACGUCGGUCCCAGCCAUUUGUUUUGGAUCAGACUCGUUUGGAAGGCCAUCCUGUCUUUUCUCAGCGUCGAGGAAUGAUUUACAUUGGGAAAGACGUCGAUCUUGCUCCUGAAUCUAAGAUUGGCAACUCGACUUGUCUGGCGCCAAGCUGUACCAUCUCUCAUCGAGCUGAAAUCCGACAGUCAUACAUUGGAUCAUCUUCUCUAAUUGGAGACCGCUCUCAGGUUGAAGACUCAUACAUCUUCGAUCGCGUUACGAUUGGAUCCAACACAAAAAUCAAAAACUCGAUUAUCGGCUCAAAUGUAACGAUUAAAGCAGACUGUGUGAUUGAAGGGGGAUGCUUGCUAGGAAGUGGUGUAGUUAUUGGAGAAGGUAUUGUGCUCACAGGCGUCAAUGUUAGUCUCUCAGGGCCUACUGGAUCGGAUAAGCUGGAGGGGCCAGGGUCGGUUGGGGUCGUUUGGCCGCAAACCGAGGACUCAUCCAGUCAGAUAGGUACGCUCAAUGGCAACGCGAGCGAGGACAGCGAUGAUGAGCUGGGGAAUAUAGACAUAAGGAACUUGAAGUUUGCUCGAUUAGGUGCCACAUACCAGAACCAAGAUUUGGAGUCGCCAAACUCAUCUACCACAUCCCUUUCAUCACUCUCGUCAAAUGCAUCCUCUUCUCGAUCAGCGAACAUUCAAAAUAUCGAAUCCAUCGGAGAAGUCGGCUCUACCCAAGACUUCGUUGUCGAAUGUGUUCGCUCGUUAGAACGCGCAUUCGAGGAAGACCACACCGUCGAAAACGCAACAAUCGAGCUCAAAACCCUCAGAAUGGCUUCUAACGUACCUCAAUCGCAAGUUCGCAAAAUCGUCUUUGCUCGCGUUCUCACACUGGCGCAACACGAUCUAUCGAAGUUAAAUAAAUGGAUCCAAUUGAUUAAGAACAUGAUGAAUACUGCCAGCCAUGGUAACAAUCGCCGGACAGAGGAAGAAGAAGAAGAAGAAUUAGUUGAAAUGGUGGAAAUCUUGCUCGACUUACAAUCUUUCUGUUGCCUUGAAAAGAACUUUACUAGCUCUCAAUCUCAAGAAUCGGUCAAGUUCUUCUCGAAAUGUUUACAAGCAUUCUACAAUUUGGAGAUUAUCUCUGAAGAAUCGCUCCUCAAAUGGUUCAAAUCUGUGCAAUCCAAAGCUCUCAAACCUGUCCACCCCCUUCCCGAUAAUGACAAGGAGGAUGAGCAUCGAAGGAAUCAUUGUCUGAAGUUAAGGGAAGUCGGGGGGAAAUUGUUGCAAAUGUUGAUGGAGGCCGAAUCUGAAUCAUCCGACGAGGAUUAA
Molecule: messenger RNA, 2454 nt
Organism: Puccinia triticina
Lineage: Eukaryota; Fungi; Basidiomycota; Pucciniomycetes; Pucciniales; Pucciniaceae
Exons: 6
Coding region: 1-2454 (817 amino acids)
Cellular component (GO): eukaryotic translation initiation factor 2B complex
Molecular function (GO): guanyl-nucleotide exchange factor activity; translation initiation factor activity; translation initiation factor binding
Source: RefSeq, a predicted model, not a curated record